This is a messenger RNA of Sebastes umbrosus (honeycomb rockfish), 1732 nucleotides long. It is a transcript of the gene kng1, whose product is annotated as kininogen 1. Bases 192 to 1295 code for a protein of 367 amino acids. The record is from RefSeq and is a predicted model, not a curated record. Gene Ontology annotation, molecular function: cysteine-type endopeptidase inhibitor activity. Gene Ontology annotation, cellular component: extracellular region; blood microparticle. NCBI's taxonomy places the organism in Eukaryota, Metazoa, Chordata, Actinopteri, Perciformes, Sebastidae. The transcript has 9 exons. Gene Ontology annotation, biological process: positive regulation of cytosolic calcium ion concentration; negative regulation of endopeptidase activity; negative regulation of blood coagulation.
GUAUGUGUCUAUCAGUGUGUCAUCAUUUUAUCUCAGGACUCCCACCCACAGUUUCAGGAGAAGUCCACUAAGCCGUCCAUCCCUGUGUGGAGAGGAGUCAAAUUUUAUCCUCUUCAAGCCCGGCAGGAUCGUCAGCAGGCCUCCACCUUCAGAAACUCAGAGCAGAGCCAGACAUCCAUCAGGAUCAGACGAUGAGGAGCGGCGUGGGGUUGUGUUUGCUCGGCCUGCUGUGCCUCCACAGCUCAGCCUUUGUACUGGCUUUGGACGUCCAGCCCGGCGUCCUGAUCUUCUGUGACGACCCAUCAGUGGAGAAUGCCGUCAGCAGUGCUGUGAACACGUUCAACGAGAGGAUGAGCACCGGACACCAGCUGGCCCUCUAUCAGAUACUAUCAGCCAGCAAGUCAGAGAAUGGCUCAGACUCAGUGUACUCACUGCAGUUCACCAGCAGGAGGAGUGACUGUCCAGUUGGGAGCAGCAAACCCUGGACAGACUGCAACUAUCUUCCUCAUGGACGCCAGGAGCCCAUUUCAUGCAAUGCCACAGUCUACAUGACAGAGACUGAAGCAGACACUAAACAGGUGGCUUGCCUGCUCGAUAAUUACAUCAUCAAAGAGAAAGCUUCCUGUUUGGGCUGCCCUGAGGAGAUUGAUGAGAAUUCAGAGGACCUUAAGGUUCCUCUUUCCGUCUCCAUCUCCAAGUACAACAGCAUGUCCGACUCUACCCACCUGUUCACCCUGCACAAUGUCGGCCACGCCACCAGACAGGUGGUCGCAGGUUUCAGGUUCAAGCUGAGGUUUGAUAUGAAGAGGACCACCUGCGCCAAGGCCGAACACAAAGACCUCAACGAUCUGUGUGUCCCUGAUGAUAAGGAUUCGGAGUACGCUAACUGUAACUCUACAGUGGAUGUAGCACCAUGGAGAUUUGAGUCCCCACAGACCAACAUAGAGUGUGAAGCAGGGGCACUGCCUCCCAUGUUGUUCACCAGGCGUCGUCCUCCUGGCUGGUCUCCACUCAGGAACCUCCUGUAUGACAUUCCCUCCCCCACCUUAUCUCCAACCGCACCGGCCCCCAGCAAGGCUUCAGCCAAAGAGGAAUCUUCUGAGGAGGACACCAAAGCCUCCAAACCAUCUGUCGCCCCAGAUGCUGUGAACGACAGCCCCUUCCACUGCCCGUCCAAGGCCUGGAAACCUUUCAAUCCGCUCCAUCCUGCAGCUCCUGCGAAGGCUGCCACAGAGGAAGGCACCCCGCAGCCCACAGCGGACUGGACCUUCAGUGAUUUUGACCUGCUGGGUUGAAAUUACCACGUUUUGCUCUCCCAACAGAUUGUUUUUAUUUUGUAGACUAGUCCUCUAUUAUACUGGGUUGCAUUGCGGGGAUUUUUUUUUGAAGGGACAUAUUCAGGGGUGUUAUGCUGAAUUAAAACUAUGAAAGUGUCAAGUUAGUAAAAUAUCCAGUUUAGGUGAAAAAGAAGAAAGCGACCCAUGUUUGGAGCUCAGAAAGCACUGGAGAAAAGCACUGAAAUGAUGACAGAGACUGUUAUCAUAUUAAUUGCUGGUAAAGCGAGGAAAACUGGUGUCAGUUUCCUUUGAGUAAAUCAGAGUAAUGAGUGAUUAAGUGCCCUCGGCAUCAGUUCAUUAGAGAUGUGAGAAAAUGGGAAAAAAGUGCAUUGGAAAUCUGUCAUUCUCAAAGGGGAAAAAUCUGUAAUAAAAUAAAAUAUAACUUUGCUCUGUUU